AUGGUGAAUGUUCCUAAAACCCGCCGGACCUUCUGUAAGAAGUGCGGCAAGCACCGGCCCCACAAAGUGACACAGUACAAGAAGGGCAAGGAUUCUCUAUAUGCCCAGGGAAAGCGGCGUUACAACAGGAAGCAGAGUGGCUACGCUGGGCAGACUAAGCCAAUUUUCCGAAAGAAGGCUAAAACUACAAGGAAGAUUGUUCUAAGGCUGGAAUGUGUUGAGCCCAACUGCAGAUCUAAGAGAAUGUUGGCUGUUAAGAGAUGCAAACAUUUUGAACUGGGAGGAGACAAGAAGAGAAAGAGCCAAGUGAUCCAGUUCUAAGCUUUGUCUUUUGUUUUAUUAUGAUAAUAAAAU
Molecule: messenger RNA, 354 nt
Organism: Choloepus didactylus (southern two-toed sloth)
Lineage: Eukaryota; Metazoa; Chordata; Mammalia; Pilosa; Megalonychidae
Product: 60S ribosomal protein L36a-like
Exons: 1
Coding region: 1-321 (106 amino acids)
Biological process (GO): translation
Cellular component (GO): cytosolic large ribosomal subunit; ribosome
Molecular function (GO): structural constituent of ribosome
Source: RefSeq, a predicted model, not a curated record